This is a messenger RNA of Austrofundulus limnaeus, 9449 nucleotides long. RefSeq names its product neural-cadherin. NCBI's taxonomy places the organism in Eukaryota, Metazoa, Chordata, Actinopteri, Cyprinodontiformes, Rivulidae. Gene Ontology annotation, cellular component: cell-cell junction; plasma membrane. Gene Ontology annotation, molecular function: calcium ion binding. The transcript is spliced from 33 exons. Gene Ontology annotation, biological process: homophilic cell-cell adhesion. The record is from RefSeq and is a predicted model, not a curated record. Bases 260 to 9004 code for a protein of 2914 amino acids.
UCCGGUAAGUGUGGUGCUGAAACGCUGGAUCAGAAACCGCCUGCAGCGCUGUGGACCGCCUGCACGCAGUCCUCCUGCAUGGAGCCGCGACACGGAUCUCCCAGCAUGAUGAGGCUGAAAGUUCAGGGGGCUCCGAAGGAAGAACCGCGCCGUGGAUAACUAUGAAGGAAAUGUUUGCCAAGUGCUUUUCUUUUCUUUUCUAAUCUGUCCGCCCCCCACCUCCUGAGUCGUCUGGAGGUGUAUAUAACUUACCACCAACAUGAUUUGGGGUGUUUUGCUGUGCUGCCUUUUAACAUUAGCAGCUGGAUAUCAAACCCAGGGUCGACUGCCUUUCUUUCACGGCCAUAUUUUUGAGAACUCGCMGGCAGGUUCCAAAGUGAGCGGACUGAGCAUUCCGGUGAGGCGCAUCAACGCGCAAAAAUGGUGCCAGCUCUCCGGGAUGCGCUUCAAACUGCACGGGAAUGGCAGUGAGGAUUUCCGCGCCUUCGCCCACCACAAGCGGGGGAACGUGUUACUGAAAACUUCCAGGGUUUUGGACCGGGAGGCUCGCUCCGAGUAUCUGCUGAGCGUGGGUCUGUGCUGCCAGACGUGCGCGUCGGAGUCCUCCGUCGUGGAGGUGGCGUCGGUAAAAGUGGACGUACUGGACACCAACGACCACGAGCCGACCUUUGCCCGCGCGGACAGCAUCCGCAUCCGUUUGGACGACACCGCGGCGCUGCGCAGCGCCGUCUACAAGCUGCGGGCUGCGGACGGAGACAGCGGGAGGAACGCGGAGUUAACGUACGCGUCCGUCCCCAAAAACGGCACUUUCUACGUAGUCCCGAAAACAGGCGAAGUUCUGCUGGUGGACUCAAUCCUGGGGUUCCCCUCCACAAUCAGGUUCUAUGUUUACGCCAGAGACCACGGCUGGCCCUCUCUGACCAGCGAAGCCGUGCUGGUUACUGUUGAGCCAAAACGGUGGGGGGCGCGUCCGGCUGACGCACCGGGGCCACGGAGGGCAGCGCGGAUCCCGAGGUCGCUCCUCGAGCCCGGCACCGUGUUGACCCUCAACGUGUCCGAAGAUGCGGGCAUCGGGUCGGUCAUAAUGAGCCUGAGUCCCGCCAGGUUUCAGUCAGCCGCCUACGAGCUGGUUUACCCGGAGCUGGAGGGCUCUCCGGUGUCGGUGGGACGCGACACUGGAGAUGUCACCAUAACCCGGAGGCUGGACAGGGAGACGGAACCUGUGGUGGAGCUUACUGUUAAGGUUCAAGACAAACGAGGCCCAGACUGGUACCUGAACAAGGUGAAGCUGAAGAUCACCGAUGUCAACGACAACGUCCCUGAGUGGAAUAUGAAGCCUUACCCCUACCUGGCUGUUGUGUCUCCUGAGGCCCCUGCAGGAUCAUUUGUCUACCAGCUGGAGGCUAUAGAUGGGGAUGAGGGCAAAAGUGGAGAAGUGGAAUAUUUCCUGUCAGACGGCGGUGACGGCUGCUUUGCUGUAGACAAAGAGACAGGCCAGGUGCUGACCACAGGGCUGGUGCUUCAGAGAGACAGAGAGUACCUGUUAAGCGUGGUGGCCAUUGAUGGUGUGGGAAGUCGCAGCGCACCUGCUAUGCUCUCUGUGGUGGCAGGAGCCAGAGCGCCGCAGUUCACCAACACCAGCUACGCCAUCUCCAUACCGGAGAACACACCUGAAGGACAGCCCUUCCUUUUGGUGUUAGCUAUUUCCUUCCAGAAGCAGCAAAUCAGCUACAGCCUGCUGAUCAAUCCCAGCAGCCUUUUCAGCAUUCGACAGGAGACGGGGGAGAUCAGUCUGACCAGGACGCUGGAUUAUGAGAGCGAUCAGCGACGCUACCUUCUGAUGGUGCGAGCCAGUGAGGAGCCUGGCAGUCUCAGCUCGGCCACGGAGGUUCAGGUGUUGAUAACGGAUGAGAACGACUGCGUCCCAGAGUUCCUCCAGUCCAUCUAUAGUGUCGACGGAGUUCCUGAGACUGUAACCACAGCGACGUCCCUGCUGCAGGUUUUAGCCUCGGACUGUGACUCGGGGUUAAACGCGGAGCUCACAUAUUACACCCUGAGCCCGGAUUUCAGCAUCUCACCCCACGGGACCGUGUUCCCCGCGAGGCGGCUCGACUACGAGAGGCCCAACCAUUUGUAUGAGUUUGUGGUGAUGGCGGUGGACGGCGGGGAUGAGCCUCAUUCUGGUACUGCCACGGUGCGAGUGAGGAUGGCAAACGUCAACGACGAAGCCCCCGAAUUCUCCCAGCCUGUAUAUCGAACAUUUGUUUCGGAGGACGCGGGCCCCAACACUCUUGUUGCCACAGUCCUGGCCAAGGACCCAGAUGGUGACGGUAUAAUUUACUCCAUAACAGCCGGCAACGAAGAAGGAAACUUUGUCAUUGACAGCCAGAAAGGGUUGAUCCGUCUCCGCUCCACUACUCUGCCCAAGCUUCAAGGCUUGGAGUACGUCCUGAACGUAACAGCCACAGAUGACAACGCAUCAGGAGGGUCUCACCCUCUCACCUCCACCGCCCGGGUCAUCGUUGGAGUCGAUGAUGUUAACAACAACAAACCAAUAUUUGAAGAGUGCCAGCAGUACCGGGAGCAGGCUUCAGUGCUGGAGAACCAGCCAGCAGGGACUUUUGUGUUGCAAGUGCAUGCAGUGGAUGCAGAUGAGGGAGCAAAUGGAAAAGUCAAAUAUGGCCUAAUGCACAGAGACAGCGCCAUGCCCGCCUUCAGAAUCCAUCCAGAUUCAGGAGUGAUCGUGACAGCCAGGCGCUUCGACAGGGAGCGGCAGAGAGAGUAUUCAAUUACAGUAACGGCCACUGAUUGGGCUGAGGAGCCGCUCAUCGGCAUCUGUCAGCUCGCUGUCCAGAUAUUGGAUCAGAAUGAUAACAGCCCCAAGUUUGAGAAUUUGCGCUACGAGUACUUCCUGAGAGAAGACACCUUGGUCGGUACCAGUUUCCUCCGUGUGGCGGCUCACGAUGACGACUUCGGCACUAAUGCUGCCAUUGCUUACUCCAUGUCGCUGGAGCAGCCCGAGUACCUUCGGGUCAACCCUGUCACUGGAUGGGUCUAUGUUAACCAACCCAUAUCUCAGAGGACCUAUAUCACACGAGACAUUACAGCAACGGAUGGAGGAAAUCGCAGCACUUCUGUGGAGCUGGCAGUCACCAUCACUAAUGUGAAAAACCAGCCCCCACAGUGGGAAAAACAAAGUUACAACGUCGUCAUACCUGAGAACACUGCCAGGGACACACCCAUAGUGACAAUCAAGGCAACCUCUCAGCUGGGUGACCCAAGAGUGACCUACAACCUUGAGGAUGGGAUGGUUCCUGAAACCAACAUGCCAGUUCGUUUCUACCUCUCCCCGAACCGUGAAGACGGCUCUGCGUCCAUCCUGGUGUCAGAGCCGCUGGAUUACGAGACCACUUCUUUUUUCUCACUCCAGGUCCGGGCCCAGAAUGUGGCUGCAGUGCCUCUUGCUGCAUUCACAAGAGUAUAUGUUAAUAUUACAGAUGUCAAUGACAACGUGCCAUUUUUCACAUCCUCAAUUUACGAGGCUUCCGUAACAGAAGGGGCCCAGAUUGGGACUUCAGUACUCCAAGUGUCUGCCCAUGACAAAGACCUGGGACUUAAUGGAGAGAUCACUUACUCUCUGCUUAGCGACAGCAGUGGUGACCACAAUUUCUUUCGUAUCGACCCAAAAGAUGGGAUCAUCUUCACAGAGGCUGUGUUUGACCGGGAGGCCCGCAGCUCCUACCUGCUGGAAGUUCAGUCAGAAGACGGCCAAGAAUCAGCACGACCUGGAAAAAACAAACAGCCCAACACUGACACAGCAUAUGUGAGGGUUUUCAUCAGCGACGUCAACGACAACAAGCCUGUCUUUGCUCAGCGACUGUAUGAAGUCCAUGUCGAUGAGAAUGCAGAUGUGGGCUUGGCCAUUGUUACCGUUAGUGCUAAUGAUGAGGAUGAAGGUGCCAAUGCCAAGCUGCGUUACCAGAUAACGUCUGGCAACAAAGGCGGCGCUUUUGACAUUGAACCGGAAGUGGGAACAAUCUUUAUUGCACAGUCGCUGGACUAUGAGAAGCAAAAAAGGUACAAGCUCCUGGUUCUAGCYUCCGACGGCAAGUGGGAGGACUACGCUGCUGUUGUUGUCAACGUUGUUAAUAAGAAUGACGAGGCACCUGUGUUCUCCCUGAGCGAGUACUACGGAUCAGUCACAGAGGAGCUUGAUGGAUCACCUGUGUUUGUGUUACAGGUGACGGCCACCGACCCGGACAAAGAUGCGGACCAGGGCGCCAUACGUUACUCCAUCCACGGCCAAGGGGCGGAGACGCAUUUCAUGAUCAACGACAUCACGGGGGAGAUGUACGCCCAGCGCACCAUGGACCGAGAAGACCGCGCCGUUUGGCGAUUCGUCGUAAUGGCGACGGACGAAGAAGGCGAGGGACUCACUGGCUUUACGGACGUUAUUAUCAACGUGUGGGACAUCAACGACAACGCCCCGACCUUCUUGUGCGCGCCUGAUAACUGCCACAGUAACGUGGCCGAGAACUCGCCCCCCGGAACGAUUGUUGUGGAAAUGACAGCGGUCGAUCUCGACGACGCAGCUGUAGGUCAAAACGCCAUCCUCACGUACCGGAUUACAGAGAAUGCGCGCAAUUUGAACAGCGCGGAGCUUUUCGCGAUCGACUCCAGCACYGGCACCGUAUCGGUGUCGGCGGAAGGUUUGGACCGGGAGCUCGCCGACAGCCACCAGGUGGUGGUAGAAGCCAGGGACGGUGGCGGCAUGGUAGGCACGGCCACCGUCACUGUUGUGGUAACGGACAUCAACGACCACGUACCGAAAUUUAAAGAGGACUGGUGCAGCGCUCGUGUUCCUGAGAGCAUGCGCGAGGAUGCUCCUCUACUGGAGCUGAGUGCUGUGGAUCCUGACGAUGGCACGUACGGGCAGCUGGCGUUCAGCGUGGURGCGGGGGAUCCGGAGCAGCGGUUCUACAUGGUCAGCAGCAGAAUGGAGCAAAAAGGCACUUUGAGGCUGAAGAAGAAGCUGGACUUUGAGCAGCCCGAGGAGCGACGGUUUAACCUCACCGUCAUGGUGGAAGACUCUGAUUUUUCCAGUGUUAUUCACUGUUUGAUUCUGGUGGAGGAUGAAAACGAUAACGCCCCCSUGUUCACCCCGAGCUCUCACCUGCUCCCCCCUGUGCCCGAGGACGUAACUGUAGGAACCAGCAUCGUUCAGGUGGAAGCAACGGACGCUGACUCGGGCCUGAACGGGGACCUGUUGUACAGCAUCCUUUCUAACUCGGACCCUUUUGGACAUUUYACCGUCAGCCGUGCCGGUGUCGUCACCGUCACCAAGCCACUGGAUAGGGAGACGGUGGCGGGCUACGAGCUGGUUGUCAUGGCGACAGACCGCGGCACACCACCGCUGACUGGCAGCGUCACGGUCCACUUGCCSCUGCUAGACAUGAAUGAUAACAGCCCCGAGCUGGAGGCGGUCUACAGGCCUGUGCUGUGGGAGAACGGCCCCGCACCUCAAGUGGUCUGGCUGAACAGGAGCUCCACUCUGCUCCACGUUGUGGACAGAGACUCUCCAGAGCACGGGCCUCCUUUUGCUCUGUCUCUGCCGUCGGCUUUCUCCGCCGACUUCCACCUGCAGGAUCACGGGAACGGCUCUGGCACRCUCACCACCCUGCGCAGGUUCGACAGGGAAAGGCAGAGCGAGUUUCACUUGCCAGUAAUAAUGAUUGACAGCGGCGCUCCGCCGAUAACGGCAACAAACACUCUCACCAUCACUAUUGGCGAUCAUAAUGAUAACGCCCAUCAGGCAGGAGAGAAAGAUGUCUAUGUUCAUAGCCACAAGGGAAGGAUAGGAAAUGCAGCACUAGGGAAGGUGUAUGCCCCAGAUCCAGAUGACUGGGACAACAAGACCUACAGUCUGGAGACGAGUGCAGCCAAGUAUUUCAGUCUGAACCGGAGCUCAGGAGUUCUGUACCUUCAGCAGAACACGCCAGCUGGCAGCUACUGGCUGAGAGUGGGCGUGUCUGAUGGGGUGUGGCCCGAUGUGACCUCCGGAGUCAGGGUUCACGUCAGGGAGUUGGAUGAAAAGGCCGUCCUGUCGUCGGCCUCGCUGCGUUUGACAGGCAUUACAGCGAGAGAGAUUAUCGACUCCAGCGAUGAAGGGAAGAGUCGGCUGGAGGCUUUUUGGGACUUCCUGUCUGAAUCCCUGUCUGUCAGACCAGGAAGUAUCAACAUCUUCGGUCUAGCCGACAGAGAGGAGAAAACCGUAGACGUCUAUUUCUAUGUGCUAACUGAUAAUGGCUACUUGGGGCCAGAGAAACUGCAUGGUGUCCUGGCGGCACAUAAAAAGGAGCUGCAGCUGCUUCUCCAUGCGAGUGUGAGCCAGGUGCAGGUAGAYGAGUGCGUGCAUGCAGAUUGCAAGACAUCCGGCGGCUGCUACACACAGCUAGGCAUCGGUGACUCUCCCACCUUGAUAGACUCCGGCCCUCUGUCCCUGGUCUCGGUGAAAGUGACAUCUUCGGCUGUGUGCGGCUGUGCUGCCAGAGAAAUGACCCACCGACCCUGCUCCUCCUACCCCAGCAACCCUUGCCGUAAUGGGGGGACAUGCAUCGACACACAGAAUGGAUACAGGUGCCGCUGCCCCCCACAGCUCGAGGGGCCAGAUUGUCAGCAGACGAGACUUAGUUUCCUUGGCAACGGCUAUGCCUGGUUUCCUCCCAUAAGGCCAUGCUUUGAUAGCCAUCUUUCACUGGAGUUUAUGACAGAGGAAGAUGAUGGACUACUGCUCUACGCGGGCCCCUUGGCCACUCUUUUAGCGUGGGAUACAGAAGACUACAUAGCAAUAGAGCUGAUUGGUGGGAUGCCUAGCCUUAAAAUCAAUCAUGGUUCUGGAACCCUGGUCCUCCAGUUAACAAAUGUCGGGGUGUCUGACCGACGCUGGCAUCGCCUUGAUGUGAAGAGCAACAGCAAAGAAGUGCGCUUCACUCUGGAUCGAUGCUCCAGUGCCAUUGUCAUGGAGGCGGAAGGUGUGGAAACAUGGGCCAUGACCGAGGACCGCUCRUCCUGCGAAAUCAGAGGGGUCACACCCAACAGGGACAGGUACCUGAAUGGAAGUCACGUGCUGCAGCUCGGAGGAGUCAACGAGAACAUCUCAUAUGAAUAUCCUCAGCUGCAACACAAGCACUACACGGGAUGCAUACGGAACCUGCUUGUAGACAGCAAGCUGUAUGACCUUGGUUCCCCUGCUGAAUCCUCCAACACUUUGCUUGGCUGCAGUCUUAUUGAUAACCACUGCACCGACGUGGAGCAGCUUUCCUCCUGUGGCAAGAGGGGCAGCUGUCACGGGGAGAGGGGCUCUUUCAGCUGCCUGUGUGAAAAAGGCUUUACGGGGCCGCGGUGCGAUCACUUGGCUCCGGAGUUUUCCUUUGACGGUCGGAGCCACGUUCAGCUCCAGCUGGGGUGGUCUCUGCCUGCGCGGCACACCAGAGUCCAGAUUGGGGUACGGACACGUGCCUCGGCCGGUGUCCUCCUCAGCCUGCUGUCCCAGGAGCAGAGUGAAUACCUACGCUUAGAGGUUGUUCAGGGCCUGCUGGCGGUUUUCUACAACCUUGGAGAUGGCGACUACAACGUCACGCUGCCCUACCAGCGUCUUGAUGACGGGGAGUGGCAUGAGGUGGAGCUGGAUCGCUACGGAAGAGAAUUUACCCUGAGGCUGGACGGAGGUGGGGGACGUCGGGAGGUCACAGCCUCGCCCGGCCAAAGUCAGGAAAUCAUCAUAGAUCCCUCGGUGGUCAUGCUUGGAAACUCUUUUCCUUCUGGACACAACCGCAGCUUCCUUGGCUGUUUGCGUGAUGUGAGGUUCAAYGGGCGCCCCGUACCCCUUGAUCAGGAACAGCGUUCGGAGGGGCUGCAGGUGGUCACGACGCAGGGUGUCUCUGUUGGUUGCUCCUCGGACGCCUGUAGAAAGCAUCACUGCUCCCCUCCCUUGGUGUGCGUGGACCUCUGGAGACAGCACGAGUGCAGGUGCCCCCCGGGCCACAUGACCAGAGAGAGCGCCUCGGGCCGGGUGUGCAUCUACACGCUGUGCGCCAGCCGGCCGUGCCGCCACGGCACGUGCGUGGCCCACUCGCCGUCGCGCUACUCGUGCCUCUGCAGCGAGGGCUACCGCGGGCGGCACUGCGAGGUGGCGCUCGCCGUGCUCCACAGCGAGGACAGCAACAGCCUCAGCCUGAGCUCCAUGUUCGCCAUCAGCAUCUGUGUCAUGGCCUUUCUAGUGUUGAUGCUGGGGCUGUUUCUUUACUCCUGCUGGAGGAGACACAAGGGCCUCAAGGAGGGCGUUUACCACGUGUCGGCGCACCACGGCGAGUGGGAGGACAUCCGAGAGAACGUGCUCAACUACGACGAGGAAGGUGGAGGAGAACAGGACCAGAAUGCCUUCAACAUGGUGGAGUUGCAGCGCUCCCUUCAGCCCAGCCCUGCGCAGUCGCUCCGCUACAGCUAUCCACAGAACAUCAGCUGCUACCCGCAGACUAAGCUUCCUCAGGACAACAACAAAAAGCUGUUGCUGACUGGGAACGGCAGUGCAGCCAUCGCUCUGCGUCUGGCGAUCCCCCCRUCAGAGGCAGAGACCUUAUCUUCCCCGUUGACCUUUCGCCGCUCUCAGCGAGCCUUUUCCUUCUCCAGCCAAGACCUGGCUCGCUACCUGUGCGAGGUCAUGAGGGACACGGAGCGCACCGAGGAGCUCGGCACCAUGACAACGCCGCGCCGCCUCCCCAACGGGAAGGAGCGCAGCCUCUCCUCGGUGCACUCGCUCAGCUCCCUCGAUGCCUCUCAGGGUUCAGAAGUCAGGCUCCAYGCGGCCCACAUGACCCGGAUGGACACGUUCAAAGCCCUCCGAGCGGUGGUGUGUGAUUUAAGAGGAGACUCCAAAGCUGCAGACGGCCAGAGAGCCAAACACAAGGAGAGCAGAGGGCAGCUGAACUGCCAGAAGAACAUGUGAGGCUGCAGUCUGCAAGGCAGAACUGCAGGUUCUGAGAAAGCAGCAUUAAUCAAAAGUCAAUGGUGUAAAUCCAAGGGGAGGUAAUUAAAUGUGAAAUACUUUGAGACUGAGAGCUCGCAGGGUCUGUGUGAAUUCUCCUAUAAAUGUACUGUAUUGAUGAAACUUUGAACACUUUGAUAUACAAGAUGUUUACCAAUGACUGAUCAGAUGUGAUGUUCUGUUUACUUGGCAUUGCACUGUACAAUGUUUAAUUCACAGAAAGCACAUUUUUKGAAGCGCCACCCUCCGUGUCACAACUAUUCAUGUCAUCAAACUCACAAUGUCUGCAAGCAAGAAGGCAAAUGAGUUUCCUGUGAGAAAACUGGAAUCUUUUUGUUGUUAAUGACUCAUGAAACCAUUUAUGUGACAAAAUGAAUUUGUUUUAUUUGUAUUAUCUAUUUCUUUU